AUGAUAACGCCGUAUUCGAACGUGUGGCCCAAGACGUUGUCAUCACCUGAAGGCGAUCGAUUGGUUAUCGCUGUCAAGCACGCAAGACUCUCUGGCGACCAAGAUUUCCUGGAUGCCGAAUCUGCGCGCACUGCUCUUGAACUGGCAAAGGAUGUGGAGUGGUGGUCAGUGUCCGCCAGCGAUUUGAUUUACCAAUUGCGACAAGUUAAGAGCCACUUUGAUGAUCCUUCGACGUACUAUCUUUGCCGUACCUCCAGUGACUUCGCGGCGAACCGCCCAUACCAACCCAAUUCCAUCUUCACCAAUACGUCUUUUUAUCAAGCCCAGAAUGGCGAUGGGGUGGCGGCAUCAAGAAUAUUCUACCUGGUAGCGGGCGCUGUCAUCAAGGCUGGCGCGGAUGCUAAGCUGGCCAAGCAGGCAGUAGUGGAGUUGCGAGGACGGUGUUCAAACUCAGGCGACAUUGCCCAGGAAUUCAACAACAUUCUCACACUCUACACUGAAGGCCAAUCGUUCAUUCAAAUUCUCGAUAACAAGAAACUCAACAAACCCCUGGAAGCAUUAGCCAAACGCCUGUCGACUUACAUCGCCACAACGAAUAAAUCCGCUGUAACAGGCUGA
Linnemannia hyalina is the source of this 618-nucleotide messenger RNA. NCBI's taxonomy places the organism in Eukaryota, Fungi, Mortierellomycota, Mortierellomycetes, Mortierellales, Mortierellaceae. The record is from the annotation of a GenBank genome assembly.